AUGGACGUCCCAGUAGGGGGCGAAAAGCCCCCUGACUGGAAUGAAAUGAUACUUAGUCAAACGGAUCAAGUAGUAGAAAUAAUGGAAACUUCAGCAAAUAUUAAACCUCAUACUGAAAAAAGGAAAAAAUAUAAUUAUUCGUACACAGAUGCAAGUCCUUAUGAAGUUCAUGUUCAGCACAAAAACGGGCAUAACAUAGGUAACUACAACCACUUAGCUAUAGCGAAAGAGCUCUUUAAUCUUAAUUUAGAAGGUAUAAGUAAAAUAAACAAAAAGGGGAAAAACAGAAUCAGUGUAGAAUUUAAGAACUUUAACAUAGCAAACAAUUUUCUAAACAACGAGAUAUUAAUUAGCAAAGGGUACGAACUAUUUAUUCCAAUCAAUAACGUAGCAUGCAGGGGUGUAGUCAGAUUUGUAGACAAAAGCAUCACAGACGAGGAAUUAAAGGUCUAUAGUAGGUGCAAAAAUCCAAAUAUAAAAAUACUAAACGCGAAGAGACUUAACAGAAAAGUAACGGAGAACAAUGCGACAAAGUUUAUUCCCACGGGAACUGUUUGCUUUACUUUUUCGGGGAAGAACCUACCUAAGGAGGUAGCAGUGUAUAAUUUAAAUAUGAAAAUUGAACCUUAUAUAAGUCCUGUAAUCCAAUGUUAUAACUGUUUAAGGUAUGGUCACACUAAAAUGCAGUGUAAAGGAAAAAGCAGAUGCAUCAGAUGUGGAAGAAGUCACGAGGAGGAGGGAAAUUGCCCGUUCCCUAUCAAAUGCGUUCAUUGUAAGAGUGCAGAACAUUUGGCUACUGACAGAAUGUGCCCGGAAUUCUCUAGGCAAAAACAAAAAGAAACAAUGGCUCUGGAAAACUUAUCAUAUUACGACGCCCAAUUGAAUUUCUCAAAACCCAACGAGAACAGCCAACCUCCCUACUCGUAUUUACUGACAGAAUUUCCUCCCCUGCCAACCCCUUCCAGGGUGGAUACCCCAAUAAGAAAUAAACCAAGCCAUGGGAACAUACAAAGAAGUUUCAUCUCUCCCGUUCCAUACUUUGAAAACAAAAGCAGGUCUGAACAGCACAAGAAGAGGAAAAUACAGCCAAUGGCAUAUGACAAGGAUUUGCAUAACGAUUGCCUUAAUUCUCCGAAUGGGAGAAGCACGAGCACAUACUUCAUUCUAGAUACACCAUCCACCUCCAGAAAUACAGAGACAGAAAUCAUCAAUGAUGCAGCAGAAAUCAGUAUCCCAAGGUCAAAGGACAAUCAAAAGUCAAAUCGCCCGCCAGCUCCAUGGUGGGAUGACGAAUGUGCGCGGGCCCUGGAAGACAGGAAAAGAAGCCUUUCCAUUUAUCGAAUAGACCCAAGUCUAGAAAAUUACCUACUGGUAAAAAAUCUAUCGCGCUCUCCAGAAGAACAUUCAAAGGAAAAAAAAAGAGAUAGUUUCAGGAAGUUCUGCUCUGAACUAAAUAGGAACACGCCAUUGAAAAAAAUUUGGCAAACAGUAAGGAAAUUUUCCAAAAUACAAUCCCCACAAAUUCAAAACAAGCUACCAGAACGAAACAUAGCCAUUCAAAUACUAGAAUCAAUGAGUGCAGUCCAUAUAAUUCCUGACUUUAGAUUCAGACAAGGAACCAACGAACCUCCGUUUCUAUAUGUAGAACUAAUGGCAGCCAUGAGAAGAAAAAAAAGUUCAGCUCCAGGCAUCGAUCAAAUAACAUACACGAUGAUAAACAACUUACCAAUUGUAGCUAAUAGAUUCCUAUUAAAUCUGUACAAUGAAGUUUUGUUCGGGACAAACCAACCCGAGCAAUGGAAAGGGAUCUUAGUAAACCCCCUGUCAAAGGUCGGGAAAGACGCGAACCAGCCAGAAAAUUACCGUCCCAUAGUUUUGAGCUCUUGCAUAGGCAAGAUUUUAGAGAGCAUGAUCAAAAAUAGGCUUGAAUGGUACAUUGAAAACAAAGCAUUACUCCCACCAUCGCAGUUCGGGUUCAGAAGACGAAAAGGAUGCAUAGAGUGUGUUGCAUAUUUAACUUCAUAUGCACAAAUAGGCUUCAGCAGAAACGAGGUUACACUAGCUGUAUUUCUGGACAUCCACGCUGCCUAUGAUAAUGUAAACAUAUAUAAAUUGUAUGAGAGACUCCUAGACUUGGGCGUUUCUCAUCAACUCACAAACUUGGUAUUUCAGUUUCUGCAUAACAAACAAAUACAUCUCAAAGACAGUGAAGGGCAGAUACUCGGUCCGAGAUUAAACAAUAAAGGGUUAUGCCAAGGAUCCCCGUUAAGCCCAAUACUCUUUAACAUAUACACGUCUGAUUUGGCAAAUUCCAUCCCUGAACAGUUUCGACUGGUGCAGUAUGCCGACGAUAUAGUAAUAAUGACUAAAGGUACCUCCGAGACAAUUCUAACAAAGGAAAUGAAUCUUGUUUUAGAGAAUGUAAACGAAUGGUUAGGGAGACACGACUUGACGUUGUCCACCACCAAAUCUUCGGCAAUCAUGAUCAGGAAAAAAAAUCCAGGCACCCUUACCCAUCAAUAUCCAUCAACAACCAUCUGAUCCCCUGGAAGAACUCGGUAAAAUAUCUAGGAAUCAAAAUAACACAGUCCCUAAAUUGAAACGAGCAAGUAGAACAUGUCAAAACAAAAGCCCUAAAAGGAAUCAACAUAAUGAAAUCACUUUGUGGUACAUGGUGGGGAGCAGAUCCAUCGACAUUGCUACUCAUGUAUAAAGGAAUUGUACGUUCACAUCUCGAUUAUGGUUCACAGCUGAUGAAACCCUGCCCGAAACAAGUCCUUGCCAAAUUGGACAAAAUGCAAUACCAAGCACUAAGAAUCGUGACAGGAUGCAUGAGGUCCACCCCAACUAACGUACUAUUAGCAGAGUGUGCUGAAAUGGCACUGGAGUACAGGAGGAAGUGGUUAGCAAGUAAAUUUGUACUAAAAAUAAUCGCAGAACAAGAACACCCAAUCUCAGAACUAUUACUAGAACUGGACAGCUACUGUCAAUCCAAACGAGGUUACUGGACACGGAGGGAGGUGCCAUACAUUAUUGAAGCGCUAGAAGAAGUAGAUCAACAUGCGAACAACAUACAUGCGGAAAAAAUCCUACCAUGUUUCGAAAUAGAACACGUACAUCAGAUAACUCCAAUUGAAGUUGCUAACAUUAACAACGACAGAGCGCAAAUAAACAGCAACAAAGAAUUUCUAAGUAUAUUUGGACCAAAGUUUGAACAGCAUACCUGGAUCUUCACCGAUGGUUCUCUCGACAAAAAUCAAGGAAACGUGGGACUAGGAGUGUUCAUCCCAAGCAUCAACCACAAAUUUUCAGCAAGACUUCCUCAACUCACACAAAUAUGCACUGCAGAAGUUAUAGCGAUAAACAAAGCCAUUACCAUAUGCCUAGAGAGGAACCUGGACAAGUCAGUAAUAUUCUCGGACUCAAAGUCAGCUCUACAAAAAAUCUCGAGCACGGAAAUCAACAAAGAUAGGGACCACAUUUCUCUGAAAACAAAAAGAAUGUUGUUAGAAGCAGAGGCAAACGGCUGCGAAAUCAAAUUGGCAUGGAUUCCGGGUCACUCCAACAUCCAUGGGAACCUAGUGGCAGACACACUGGCAAACAUUGGAAGAAAUUCUGAAAAUCAAGUAGAAGUAGAACUAGACAAAAAUGAUGUCCUACCAACAAUUAAGCAGCAAAUACAGGCUAAAUGGAAACAAGAAUGGAAAUUGAGUACAAAUUCACGAGGUUUCAGCUAUGCACAGAUAAUAAAGGAGUUCCCAAGUUCCCCAUGGUUCACCUUGUUUCCAUAUAAGGACAGAAGGCAUCUAACAACGAUAAUUAGAAUGAGAACAGGUCAUUGUUUAACCAACAAGCAUCUGCACAGAAUAGGAAUUCUGACUCACCCGUAUUGUGAAUGUGGACAGGUGGGUGACUUAAAUCACAUCAUAUUGGAAUGUCCACUAAAUAA
Anoplophora glabripennis (Asian longhorned beetle) is the source of this 3949-nucleotide messenger RNA. RefSeq lists its product as uncharacterized. Bases 1 to 2541 code for a protein of 846 amino acids. NCBI's taxonomy places the organism in Eukaryota, Metazoa, Arthropoda, Insecta, Coleoptera, Cerambycidae. Gene Ontology annotation, molecular function: zinc ion binding; nucleic acid binding. The transcript is spliced from 2 exons. The record is from RefSeq and is a predicted model, not a curated record.